Messenger RNA from Salarias fasciatus (jewelled blenny), 7453 nucleotides. RefSeq names its product chromodomain helicase DNA binding protein 4b (gene chd4b). The transcript is spliced from 40 exons. Gene Ontology annotation, molecular function: DNA binding; histone binding; ATP-dependent chromatin remodeler activity. Gene Ontology annotation, cellular component: nucleus; chromatin; NuRD complex. The record is from RefSeq and is a predicted model, not a curated record. NCBI's taxonomy places the organism in Eukaryota, Metazoa, Chordata, Actinopteri, Blenniiformes, Blenniidae. Gene Ontology annotation, biological process: chromatin remodeling. Bases 371 to 6304 code for a protein of 1977 amino acids.
AAGCGCUGCCUGUGAGGCUGGGGGAGAGAGAAGCGAGGGGACGGAGCGGCGUGUUUUGGGUCAUUGGCGGCUCAUUUCGUCUUUUUGAAAAAAGCCCCGCUGACCGCUGGCUUUAAUGAAUGAACGCCCCAUGACACCGCGAGCGGGCUGAUUGCUGUUAUUUCUCGCACCGAGAGAGGGAGAGGGCGCACACCUCGACUACAGCAAGUUUCCCAUUUCUGGAGCACCCACCACCCCCUCCCCUCCCGGACACCCCCGGUCCAUUCUCCACCAGUCCCACGUCAUUUUCCCUCCUCCCUCGCCGACCGAGGAGCAAGGUUUAGGAGGGAUUAAUCCGGCCAGCAAGGAAUAAUAUUGAAACGCCGGGAAAAUGUCGUGUAGCGAGGAUGAGAGGGAGGACUUCGGAGCCGCCGAGGAGCACUCACUUAUUCCCGAUGAGGACGAGCAGGACGACGCCGUGUCCGACCUGGACGAGCUGCCCAAGUCCAAGAAGAAGAAGAAAGCCAAGAAGAGCAGCCGGGAGAACCGCAGCAGCAAGAGACAGAGACCCGUCCGGGAGGAGUUGCCAGUCAGCUCCCCGGAGCACCUGAUCGGAGUGGAAACAGCGGAGCGGGAUGCAGAUGAGGGAGGUAUGCGGUCGGAGAGUGAAGGAAGUGAUUAUGCCCCCGGGAGGAAAAAGAAGAAACGGUCCAGCUCUGCCAAAGACAAGAAGAAAGGAGGUUCGGCAGCAGAGAAAGGAGGCGCCUCCAGCUCCAAGAGCAAACGCAAAGAGCCCGAGCCAGAAGACGACGACGACGAUGACGACGACUGCCAGCCUAAAAGCUCCACCCAGCUGCUGGAGGCCUGGGGCAUGAAGGAUAUCGACCACGUCUUUACUCAGGAAGACUACAGCUCCCUCACCAACUACAAGGCCUUCAGCCAGUUUGUCAGGCCUCUAAUUGCAGCAAAGAACCCCAAAAUUGCAGUGUCCAAGAUGAUGACUUUAAUGAUGGCGAAGUGGCGAGAAUUCAGCACCAACAAUCCUCUAAAGGGUUGCGCCACCGCUAACGCGGCGCUCGCAGCUGCCAACGUGGCUGCAGCUGUGGAGAACAUGGUGGUUGCGGGGACGGACGUCGGGGGGGAGACCGGUUCCGCUGCUUCGCCUGCAUCUGCUCCUGCUCCCGCCGCCGCUCCGACAGCUGCUGCACCCCCAGCAGCCCCGGCACCCCCACUGCGCAAGGCCAAGACUAAAGAGGGCAAAGGUCCAAAUGCUCGUAAGAGGUCGAAGCCAACGCCUAAACCUCCACCCAAACCCAAACCCAAGAAGGUGGCUCCUCUCAAGAUCAAACUUGGGGGCCUGAACAGCAAGAGGAAGCGCUCCUCUAGCGACGAAGAUGAAAACGACGCUGACAGUGACUUCGACGACGGGAGCUUCUCAGUGUCUGACGGCUCUAACCGCAGCAGUCGCCCCAAGAAGAAGCCGAAGAGCGCAAAGAAGAAAAAGAAAGAGACAGAAGACGGCGACGGCUACGAGACGGACCACCAGGACUACUGCGAGGUCUGCCAGCAGGGAGGGGAGAUCAUUCUGUGCGACACCUGCCCGAGAGCUUAUCACAUGGUGUGUCUGGACCCAGACAUGGAGAAGGCGCCCGAGGGCAAGUGGAGCUGUCCACACUGUGAGAAGGAGGGGAUCCAGUGGGAGGCCAGAGACGAUCUGUCCGAGGCCGAGGGGGAGGAUGACGACGACAGGAGAGACGAAGGGAUGGAGGAGGAGGACGACCACCACAUCGAGUUCUGCCGUGUGUGUAAGGACGGCGGGGAGCUGCUCUGCUGUGACACCUGCCCCUCCUCCUACCACAUCCACUGCCUCAACCCUCCUCUCCCCGAGAUCCCCAACGGAGAGUGGAUCUGCCCCCGCUGCAAGUGUCCACCGAUGAAGGGGAAAGUGCAGAAGGUCUUAACCUGGCGCUGGGGGGAGCCUCCGGCCCCCACGCCCGUCCCCCGGCCCGCUGACCUGGCCGCCGACGCGCCCGAUCCGCCGCCGCUGGCGGGUCGCAGGGAGAGAGAGUUCUUUGUGAAAUGGUGCAACAUGUCCUACUGGCACUGCUCCUGGGUGCAGGAGCUACAGCUGGAGCUGAACUGCCAGGUGAUGUUUCGAAACUACCAGAGGAAGACUGACAUGGACGAACCACCGCCGGUCGACUUUGGGGGAGAGGGAGACGAUGACAAGAGCACCAAGAGGAAGAACAAGGAUCCCCUGUUUGUCCACAUGGAGGAGGAGUUUUACCGUUACGGAGUGAAGAUGGAGUGGCUGAUGAUCCACCGCAUCCUGAACCACAGUGUCGACAAAAAGAACAACGUCCACUAUCUGAUCAAAUGGAGAGACCUGCCGUAUGACCAGUCCACCUGGGAGAGUGAAGACAUGGACAUUCCCGAGUACGACACCUACAAACAGACAUACUGGAAUCACAGAGAGCUGAUGGUGGGCGAGGAGGGCAGACCUGGAAAGAAGCUGAAGAAACAGGUCAAAGUGAAGAAGGCCGAGCGACCACCGGCCAAUCCGGUGGUAGAUCCCACCAGCAAGUUUGAUCGGCAGCCCGAAUACCUGGACAGCACGGGAGGAACGCUGCACCCGUACCAGCUGGAGGGCUUGAACUGGCUGCGGUUCUCUUGGGCUCAGGCCACCGACACCAUCCUGGCCGAUGAGAUGGGUUUAGGAAAGACCGUUCAGACGGCCGUCUUCCUCUACUCACUCUACAAGGAGGGUCAUUCCAAAGGUCCGUUCCUGGUCAGCGCUCCUCUGUCCACCAUCAUUAACUGGGAGAGAGAGUUUGAGAUGUGGGCGCCCGACAUGUAUGUGGUGACCUACGUCGGAGACAAAGACAGCAGAGCCGUGAUCAGAGAGAACGAGUUCUCCUUCGAGGGAAAUGCCAUCAGAGGAGGGAAAAAGGCUUCCAAAAUGAAGAAAGAUUCAACGGUCAAGUUUCACGUUCUGCUGACGUCUUACGAGUUGAUCACCAUCGACCAGGCUGUCCUGGGAUCCAUCGAAUGGGCCUGUCUGGUGGUGGACGAGGCGCACAGACUAAAGAACAAUCAGUCCAAGUUCUUCCGCGUGUUGAACAACUACCCGCUGCAACACAAGCUGCUGCUGACCGGCACGCCUCUCCAGAACAACCUGGAGGAGCUCUUCCACCUGCUGAACUUCUUGACUCCAGAAAGAUUCAACAACCUUGAAGGGUUUCUGGAGGAGUUUGCGGACAUUGCCAAAGAGGACCAGAUCAAGAAGCUCCACGACAUGCUGGGACCACACAUGCUCAGGAGGCUGAAGGCGGACGUGUUCAAACACAUGCCCUCCAAGACUGAGCUCAUCGUUCGAGUGGAGCUGAGCCCAAUGCAGAAAAAAUACUACAAAUUCAUUCUAACACGUAACUUUGAGGCCCUGAACACUCGCGGCGGAGGAAACCAGGUCUCCCUCCUCAACGUAGUGAUGGACCUGAAGAAGUGUUGUAAUCAUCCCUACCUCUUCCCAGCUGCCGCCACUGAGGCACCGAAACUUCCAAACGGCAUGUAUGAAGGAAACUCCCUGACGAAGGCUUCAGGGAAGCUGAUGCUGCUUCAGAAGAUGAUGAGGAAGCUGAAGGAGGGAGGACACAGGGUCCUCGUUUUCUCGCAGAUGACCAAAAUGCUCGACUUGCUGGAGGAUUUCCUGGAGAAUGAAGGCUAUAAAUACGAGAGGAUCGACGGCGGCGUCACCGGCAACAUGAGACAGGAGGCCAUUGACCGUUUUAAUGCUCCCGGCGCUCAGCAGUUUGCGUUCCUCCUCUCCACCCGAGCCGGCGGUUUGGGCAUCAAUCUGGCGUCCGCCGACACCGUCAUCAUCUACGACUCCGACUGGAACCCGCACAACGACAUCCAGGCGUUCAGCAGAGCUCAUCGAAUCGGCCAGAACAGGAAGGUGAUGAUUUAUCGCUUUGUUACCAAAGCGUCUGUGGAGGAGAGGAUCACACAGGUGGCGAAGAAGAAGAUGAUGCUCACCCACCUGGUGGUGCGGCCCGGCCUCGGCUCCAAGACAGGCUCCAUGUCCAAGCAGGAGCUGGACGACAUCCUCAAGUUCGGAACCGAGGAGCUGUUCAAGGACGAAGUCGGAGAAGGGGACAACAAGGAAGACGACAGCAGCGUGAUCCACUACGACGAUCACGCCAUCGACCGCCUGCUGGACAGGAACCAGGACGCCACCGACGACACGGAGCUCCAGAGCAUGAACGAGUACCUCAGCUCCUUCAAAGUGGCUCAGUAUGUGGUCAAAGACGAGGACGACGAGGAGGAGGAGGUGGAAAGAGAGGUAAUCAAGCAGGAAGAGAGCGUUGAUCCCGACUACUGGGAGAAGCUGCUCCGGCAUCACUACGAGCAGCAGCAGGAGGAUCUCGCCCGCAAUCUGGGCAAAGGCAAACGAACUCGAAAGCCGGUCAACUACAAUGACGGCUCCCAGGAGGACCGAGGUAUAAGACAGGACUGGCAGGAGGAUCAGUCGGACAACCAGUCCGACUACUCGGUGGCUUCAGAGGAGGGCGACGAGGACUUCGACGAGCGGACUGAAGCGAACGCUCGCAGGCCGAACCGCAAAGGGCUGAGAAACGACAGAGACAAGCCUCUCCCUCCACUGCUGGCCCGGGUCGGCGGGAACAUCGAGGUUUUGGGCUUUAACGCACGACAGAGGAAAGCGUUCCUGAACGCAGUGAUGCGUUAUGGGAUGCCGCCACAAGACGCCUUCACCAACCAGUGGCUGGUCAGGGACCUGCGAGGAAAGUCCGAGAAAGAGUUCAAGGCCUAUGUGUCUCUGUUUAUGCGUCACCUUUGUGAGCCGGGCGCCGACGGAGCGGAGACCUUCGCCGACGGCGUCCCGCGUGAGGGCCUGUCGAGGCAGCACGUGCUGACUCGCAUCGGCGUCAUGUCCCUCAUCCGGAAGAAGGUGCAGGAGUUCGAGCACGUGAACGGUCAGUGGUCGAUGCCCUGGAUGGCCGAGCUGGAGGAGAACAAACGGGCGGCAGCUUUGGCUGCAGGCGAAGACCCAAAGACCCCGUCCACCGGGACGCCUGCAGACACGCAACCAAACACUCCCGUUCCAGAGGAUUUGUCGCGAUCAGAGGACAAAGAAGACGUGAAAAAGGAGGGAGAAGAUGGCAAAGCAGCCAAAAAGACUGACGAGCCAGAGAUCAUCGAAAUCCCAGACGAGUCUGAAAAAUCCCCCGCUGUCGAAAAGAAAGAAGAAGGAGACCUGGCUGGAGAGAAGGAGGAGAAAGAGAAGGAGGCCGAUGGGGAGGAAGAGAAGGAGAAGGAGGCCGAAGACACGAGUAAAGUGAAAGACGAGAAAGAGAAAUCUGCAGAAAAAGACUCAUCUGCUGACAUUAAAGGCGAAGUUUCAGAAGGAAAGGCCGAUUCAGAGGAGGACAAGUCUAAAGUGGAGGAAAUCAAAGAUGAGAAGAUGGACCGCAGUUCACCAACAGAGGAGAAAAAAGAGCAAAAAGAGGAAAAGGAUGUGAAAACAGACGAGUCUGGAAAACUGCAGAACGGUGAGAACACGAAGGAGGGCGGAGCCGCGGCGCCGGCGGUUAACGUCAGCGAGGAGAAGAAGAAGGCCACCAAACAGAGGUUCAUGUUCAACAUCGCAGAUGGAGGAUUCACAGAGCUCCACUCUCUGUGGCAGAACGAGGAGCGGGCCGCCACCGUCACCAAGAAGACCUUCGAGAUUUGGCACCGUCGCCAUGACUACUGGCUGCUGGCCGGCAUCAUACAACACGGCUACGCUCGCUGGCAGGACGUGCAGAACGACGUCCGGUUCGCCAUCCUCAACGAGCCCUUCAAGGGGGAGAUGAGCCGAGGGAACUUCCUGGAGAUCAAGAACAAGUUCCUGGCCCGCAGGUUCAAGCUCCUGGAGCAGGCGCUGGUCAUCGAGGAGCAGCUUCGCCGGGCGGCCUACCUGAACAUGACGGAGGACCCGGCGCACCCCUCCAUGGCGCUCAACACCCGCUUCAGUGAGGUGGAGUGUCUCGCCGAGUCGCACCAGCACCUCAGCAAGGAGUCCAUGUCGGGAAACAAGCCUGCUAACGCCGUCCUGCAUAAAGUUCUCAAACAGCUGGAGGAGCUGCUGAGCGACAUGAAGGCUGACGUCACUCGCCUGCCGGCGACCAUCGCCAGGAUACCGCCGGUGGCCGUGCGGCUGCAGAUGUCCGAGAGGAACAUCCUGAGCCGGCUGGCCAGCCGGGGCCCCGAGGUGGGCUCCCAGAACCAGUCCCAGCCCUCGCAGCAGAUGCAGGUGCCGCGCUGAUCGGCGGCGUUUUCACCCACGGAGGCCAGCCGUCCUCGCCUCGCCUCGCCUCGCCUCGCCGCCACGUAGCAGACGUCAACCCCCACCCCCCUCCCCCUCCUCCUCCUCCUCCUCCUCCUCCUCCUCUUCCUCUCCCUCCGCCGUGUACAGCACCGUCAGGUUAGUCCUCCCCCGCUCUGCAUCCACCUCCCAUCUCCGGACUCAGACGAGCGUCAGCUGUGCGGCUGGACUCUGCGGUUAUAAAAGAAAACGGGAAAAAAAACAAAAAAAAAAAAAGACUGGAACUGUAGAUUUAGGACGGAAGCGAACGGACGAAUCGCUUCUCGUCUCUCUCCUCCACCGGGAAUCAGACUCGGCUCCUCUGUCCUGAGCACUGGACUGCAGGCCGCUUCCCCUGGGCCUGUCCUCACACCAGGGUCAAACGCGUGCGUGUGUGCGAGCGUGUGUGUGUGUGUAAUUAUCUGUACAAUAGAGCGGACAGAAAGCAGCAUGUGUGGAGUUUACUGGUGCUUCGGAAAAGCUUUGGGACGGUUGAAGAACUGAAGGGAUUUCUCUGAGCUCGCUCUCACCUCUAGGAAGUUCUCACACUACCAAUGUUUAUGUUAUUUUUUGUAUUAUUUUAGAAGUCAUCCACCUCUGGUGUCCUUGUUUGCGUGCGGAUUGGAAGUGUGUGUGUUUUUCCAGCGUGUGUGUGUGUGUGUGUGUGUGUUGACCGGGGCAUCUUGAUGUGCACUUCUACUGCAGAAUCCCCGACACUGACAGACUGUUACCGCCACUUUUUUGUAUCGGUCCCGCCCGUUACCUCGUCUCGUCCCGCUCCCCCCGCCGAACCUCCGACCUCCGGCGUCGGGCCGCUCGAUCCGGGAUCAGCUCUCCGUGUUCACGCCCCAGCCAGCACCUCGACAUUCCUGCCGCCCGCGCCGCCGACUCGCCCCCUCGGACGUCUUCUCAGAUUACCAACAUGCAAUAGCGCCGCCGCUUCUAGGUGCACGGGACGGUUUUCCAGAACAAUCUUAAGUUAAUUUAAUUUCUUACUGUCUGUUGCUAUGUUGUUUUACAUUAUGGGAUAUUAUUAUUAUUAAGGUCACCACCUUGUUGUUUUUAUUGUUGCUGUUUGUUUUUAAGAACUACAAUAAAAAGUCGACGGUU